AACCCGGCCCCGCAGCCAGGAGGCACGGCAACCGGAAACCCAGGAAGCAUGAUAACUGGAGCGCUCAGCGGUUGUCUGUACAAGGGAGCGUUGUACCAGGUUGGUCGUCGCUGGGACGACGGAUGCUCUUACACGUGUGUGUGCGCGGAUGGAUCUACCGGGCAGUAUAAAUGUUCACCCAAGUGCCCUACAUUCGGCACACUUCCCACGGGAUGCUCGCUUCGGUCUAACCCGAAUGACCCGUGCUGUCAGCAGCCCGUCUGUCCCGUCGGAACUGUCACCUCCAAUGGUCAGCCCGUGGUCAUCGUGCCUACCUAUGGCAAUGCAUUCACAGGAUAUGGUCAGCCGGUGAUGCCCCAAGCCGGCACCCAGACUUCCGGUAUGAACACUACCCCCUCCCCAGGUAGCGGCGGCACAGGCACCGUCAUUACCGGAAGUGGUCGCGGAUGUGUGUACAAGAGUAACAAGUGGCGCCUUGCCACCUGGGACGAUGGCUGUCAGUAUCGAUGUGAGUGUCUUGACCCUACCGCCGGACAGUACAGGUGUACCGAAAGGUGCCCGGCGUACGUGAACCUGCCUCCCCAGUGCAGCCUACAGACGGAUCCACACGACCACUGCUGCAAGACAGUCCACUGUGACUACAAUAUGGUCGUCACCACGCCCGCCCCCAUCUUCGCCGUCACCACACCGCCCACUGGAGAUGCCCUGUGUCACUACAAGGGCCUGUAUUACCGACAGGGCGAGUCCUGGUAUGACGGAUGUGGACUCCAGUGCCGCUGUGAGGACGCCCUGAACCACUACUACCAGUGCACGGACAGGUGCCCCAAGUACACCAACGUGCCUUCCACGUGCACAUUCGUCGCCGACCCCAAGGACCCACAGUGUUGCCGGGUACCACAGUGUCAGAACGCCGGCGGAAAUGUAGGAACAACGGGAUUUGUUGGCGCCUUCACCGGAUAUGGCCACCCAACCAGCAUCACAUCUGGGAUGAUCAGCCAUACCAGUUACAACAGUAAGAACGGAGUUCUUUUUAUCGCUGUGUAA
Messenger RNA from Mya arenaria, 1044 nucleotides. RefSeq lists its product as uncharacterized. Lineage: Eukaryota; Metazoa; Mollusca; Bivalvia; Myida; Myidae. Gene Ontology annotation, molecular function: protein binding. The transcript is spliced from 8 exons. The record is from RefSeq and is a predicted model, not a curated record. Bases 49 to 1044 code for a protein of 331 amino acids.